GAAGUUGGAAAAUAACGCAUGCGCAAAUGAGCUUCCGGUAAGGAUCGGCUCGUGAGAACAGACGCCGGUGCUAGCUUGGCUGCUAACGGAGCGGUCCUUGCUUCCUUCCUUCCAGUGAUUGACACCAGAGGAGGGGAGCCGCUGGACGGUCCAGGAUGGGGCGUUCCUCCAAAGACAAGCGGGACAUCUACUACCGUCUGGCCAAAGAGGAGGGCUGGAGAGCCAGGAGUGCCUUUAAGCUGCUGCAGCUGGACCAUGAGUUCAACCUGUUCACAGGUGUGACCAGAGCUGUUGAUCUGUGUGCAGCACCAGGCAGCUGGAGUCAGGUUCUCAGCCGCAAACUCAGAGGCGGGGAAGGGGGGGAGGAGAAGUCUGACGGGAGGGAGAAGGUGAAGAUUGUCGCAGUGGACCUGCAAGCCAUGGCUCCUCUGCCAGGAGUCACUCAGAUCCAGGGAGACAUCACCAAGGUGUCCACAGCCCAGGAGAUCAUCCGUCACUUCCAGGGCCAGCCGGCCGACCUGGUGGUGUGUGACGGAGCUCCAGACGUAACCGGUCUCCAUGAUGUGGACGAGUACAUCCAGGCUCAGCUCCUGUUGGCGGCUCUGAACAUCACCACACACGUCCUGAAACCUGGAGGAACCUUUGUGGCCAAGAUCUUCAGAGGGAAAGACGUGACGUUGCUGUACUCUGAGCUGAAGAUCUUCUUCAGCAGCGUGACCUGCUCCAAGCCUCGCAGCAGCAGGAACUCCAGCAUCGAGGCCUUCGUGGUUUGCCAGAAAUAUUCUCCUCCUGAGGGUUACGUCCCAAACAUGUCCAACCCUCUCCUGGACCACUCCUACGAUGUGGACUUCAACCAGCUAGAAGGUCCAAACCGUGUCAUUGUUCCCUUCUUAGCAUGCGGAGACCUCAGCGCCUUUGAUUCAGACAGAACCUACCCCCUGCAGACUGGAACCAGUGCAGAGUACCAGUACACCCCCCCCACCCAGCUGCCAAUACAGCCUCCAUAUGAGCAGGCCUGCCACCUUCGCAAACACAACUUGCUUUCUAGAGAGGAUGCUUCCCAGAGCCCGGAGGAACCGGAACCAUCAGCUGCCCAGUAGGACUCUCACUGGUUGCCAUCAGGAGGACGUUUCAAUGAUGUGACCUUAGAGGUUAAAGGUCAUCCAAUGAUAUAAUCGAUUUCUGUUUUUAUGUCUUUAGAAUAAAAGUAAACUUUGACAUCAGAG
Molecule: messenger RNA, 1226 nt
Organism: Cyprinodon tularosa
Lineage: Eukaryota; Metazoa; Chordata; Actinopteri; Cyprinodontiformes; Cyprinodontidae
Gene: ftsj1
Product: FtsJ RNA 2'-O-methyltransferase 1
Exons: 11
Coding region: 156-1100 (314 amino acids)
Biological process (GO): cytoplasmic translation; tRNA methylation
Cellular component (GO): cytoplasm
Molecular function (GO): tRNA methyltransferase activity
Source: RefSeq, a predicted model, not a curated record